UAAGCGCAAGUAAGUCAGUUUGUCCUUUAGAAUAGACGAAACGAUUGUUUCAACGGAAUCAUACAAUCGCUUAUAUAACACUUUACCUACGGACUUCAUACAAUGGAUGUUCACGAACAUAAAGUAUUUCUGGCUGUGUGCUUGGGUCUAACGCUUGCAGUUUCGGAGUCAACGGAAAUGCCUAACUGUGUUUUGGAUAUUGAAGAUAUACACGAAAACAUCACGUACUGUACUUUUAGCAACUGGUUAAAAUGGGAUUGUGAUUCCUGUGGUAACAAUUAUGAAGGGAACCUACAGACAACGUUGCGAAAACGAGCACUGUGCUGUUCGAAGGAUCAAACAUCAGUCGCUUCGUGUCUCGCUGAGUGCAACAAACCUACCGGGUCGGACGAAGAGAAAGAAACAUGUGUAGGUGUGUGCCCCACCUUGCCACCAACAACUAUACCAACGACAACAUCUUCUACUACUACAACAACUACUCUUGCUGCUACGAGUGUAACCACCCCUCAAACUAUGUCAGCCACAACCCUAACAACAACUACAAGACCGAUACCUACUACUGAAAAGAGUGAAGCGACAACAACAUCAACCCCAGUUACGUCAACAAUAGCAACAACAAUUCCUACCACAAUACCAACUACCAUUCCUUCUACGACAAGAACUGUUCCCCAAACUACGGCAAUUUCAACAAACUUACCAUCAACUGCAAGUCCGCUAAUUUCUGCAAGAACUUCUGAGAAAACAGAAACGUUUAACCCAUUUACAACACCAACAACCACGACGACAUCACAAACAGCAACAUAUUCACGCACGAUAGUUCCAACGACUGUUUCCACUGCACUGCCAAGUCCGACGACAACAGAAAGAACGCCUACUACCAAAUCGUGGUCUGUCGCAUCAUCUGCUAUUGCUACAACGAAUAUGGAUAAUUAUACCCCAACUAGCUUACCUUCAUCAAACGAAAUGACCAUUGCAAAUUUGACAGUGACAGCUGGCUCGGAAUUAAGCGAGACCUGUUCACUUGGAUCAAUUACAGUGAAAAGGGGUCCGUAUGAAAAAUUCACGUAUUGCACACUUCUCGUCACUUCUUUGACGAUCUUCGGGAUGAUUGCAACCGUGUUGGUCGUGGCUACAGUCGUCAUCAAACUGAAAAGACGAAAUGCUGUCAAUGACAUCUCUGCUUGGGAUUAACUUGGCAAAGGGAACAACUAUUGAGAACAACAAAUAUAUACUUUUCAAUCUAUUUUUUGACGAAAUCCACAAGGCCGGAAUGCAAUAAUCCGGUAUUAAGCGUAGUAUGCUUUUUAAAAAAACAAUUGAUAUAAUAUUCCAUGGCAUAAAAAAUAUUUUUAACUGUAAUCAUGAAAGGAGCCUGUCGACACCUGGUCAUUUAUUCCUUGUAUAUACCUCUUAACACCACGUAUGAUAAAAUAAACCAUGCAAACAUGUGCAUAUGCAAACGAAUGUAAUUGAAAUGCUAUGUUGUUAAAUAACAAUUAUCUGCAUGUGUUUAAACUUUGUUCACGUUUGUACGUUUUACACCAUUGAACAUAUUUCACAAAUAUAACAUUAAAGUGUCA
Dreissena polymorpha is the source of this 1580-nucleotide messenger RNA. RefSeq lists its product as uncharacterized. The transcript is spliced from 2 exons. The coding region runs from base 103 to 1191 and encodes 362 amino acids. The record is from RefSeq and is a predicted model, not a curated record. Lineage: Eukaryota; Metazoa; Mollusca; Bivalvia; Myida; Dreissenidae.